UGAUACUAUAUAUUUCAAUGACUCAACUCAACUGAGCUUAUGUUUAUAAUUGUUGGCUGUAGAAAUGUCAUAUAUAUGCUCCCUUCUCUGUCCCAAAUUGAUGCCGCUGUUACUACUACGACUUAUCGAUAACUUUUGUUUGUUCGUGUGUUUUCAUUGGUCAUUUAAUAAAGCAAAACAUUCUUGUCACUUCUUGUUUUGUACUCCCUCCGUCCCAAAUUAUAAUGCCUGUUUACUAUUCACAGGAUCAAACUUCAUUCACUUUCUUUCUCUAUUUUCGUUAUCAAUUUGAUAAAAUAAAAUAUUAUUGUCACUACUAGUUUUGUAGAUCUUUUGAUGUAGUUUUUUAAUAUGUAAUUUUUAUUUUUUAAUUCUACACCAUUUGUCAUAUAAAAUGGUUUGAAAAUAAUUUCAGUCAAACAUCGUAAACCGAAACAGGCGUUAUAAAAUGGGACGGAGGUAGUAGAAAUUUUGAAGCAUUUUUAAAACGAUGUAAUUUAAACAUUUUAUUUUUAUAUCAAUUUAUGAUAAAAGUGAUUUUUAAAAAGGAUAGGAUUUUGCACGUUUUUAGAACGAGUGUGGUAUUCAUUGUGGGACGGAGGGGGUAUAUUCAAACAAAUAUUAUGUUUACUUUGUCAUGACAGCUUGUAUGACUGCAAUUCUCCCAUGCAAGACAUUUGGUCAGAUAUAUGAGAUCCUGAACAACGGAGUGAUGCCAUGGCAAGUGGGAUCAUUGGUAUACCUGGUGUUGAUGCCUCUUCUGUGCUCCCAAUGGGUAACGGGAUCAAGGUCCAGAACCAAGCUGAGGCAGAGGUUCAAUCUGGUUGAAGCUCCAUUCUCUGAUGUUUUCUCUCACAUUUUCUGCUCUUGCUGCUCCCUCUGCCAAGAGUUUCGCGAGCUCCGAAACAACGGCCUCGACCCCGCCAAAGGUAUGAACCACACUAAAUGAUCGAUUAGAUAGUUUGACUCGAUAUCGUACUCCCUCUGUCUCUUUCGAUAAACAAUUCCACAUUCAUUUUUCUUGCAUCCCACAAAAUACUUCUACCCCCAUCUAAAAUCUUUGUGAUUACAUCUCAUUUCUCUUUUUAUUGCGGGUAUUAAUUAUUUUGAAGAUAUUUUAGACAUUUGAUGUCCGAAACAACGGCCUCGACCCCGCCAAAGGUAUGAUAUAUAUUAUUCACCCCGCCGCCUAAAGGUAUAGCCAUAAGACAUUUGAGUCGAACCAUACUAAAUGAUCGAUUACAUAGUUUGACUAGAUAUCUCACUCCCUCUGCGUGUAAACAGUUCUACGUUCAUUUUUUCCGCAUCCCAUAAAAUACGUCUGCCCCAUCUAAAAUCUUUGUGAUUACUUUUCAUUUCUCCGUUACUGAGACUAGAAAUUGUUUUGGGAGUAUUUUAGACAUUUCAGGUCGGAUACAAGUAUUUUGUGUUGAAAAUUACAAGUUUAGAGCGAAAAAAAUCCAAACUUAUAAUAUGUUCGGAUUUUACAACGGGAAAUUCAAAAAAUAAAAUAAAAUAAAAGUUGCUGGUGGUCGGAAGUUGAAUGAAAAGAAAGGAAAGCGGAGUCGCCGGAGCUUUCCUAAAGGUAGUAUCGCCCUCACUGAAUUUACGUCCAAUGUUGUCCCGUUACAAGCCAAAGAUUCCAAUAUUUUAUGGGAUGCGAAAAAAAAAUGAUGUAAUUGUUUUUCGGAACGGAGGGAAUAUUAGCUUCUUUUCAAAGUUCUAAUAUGAGACUGAUAUAUUAUGUGCAGGAUGGAAUGGUUUACUUAGUGAGCAGGAGAUGAUGAGCACUCCUCCCCCACUCCAAUCCAUGUCCCACUAGAGAGACAUUAAUUUCCCUUUUUCUUCUUUGUUGCUUGUAAGUUGGUCGCCAUGGACAUACAACAACAUUAAUUUAAACAUUAUGUUAAGGAUUGCUCCAUGUCUCUAUUAUACUAGUCCAAGAAUAUCUUUAAAUUCUAAAGCAAUAUUUUGAAAUUCGGACUGCGGCCCCAAUGCUCGGCCCGUCCGAAUCAAUGAUGAAACUCGUU
This is a messenger RNA of Cuscuta campestris, 2030 nucleotides long. The record is from the annotation of a GenBank genome assembly. Lineage: Eukaryota; Viridiplantae; Streptophyta; Magnoliopsida; Solanales; Convolvulaceae.